ACCUAAGAGCUACCACAUGGCUCACCUAUAUAAGGCAUGCCCUAAUGCGUUUCGGAUGCCCAUUUGCAUUUGUUUCCCUUUUUAGUCAUCUUCCUUAACCUGUAGGAGCGAUUUUCAACGACUGUGCGUCCCAGCGAUCAAGUGUGAUUUCCUCUCCGGUGAGCUCCGUUCUUCACUCGCCCUCUCCUUUCUUUUUCCUUCCAUUGUCAACGACUCUCAACAUCCAUAAAAACAACCAUGUCUGACUCUUUGAGUUCACGGGAGGGGGUUUUCGGCAGUGACAGUGGGGCGAGUAGUCUUCGAACGAUGUCGAACCCACUGUCGCUGUUGGUGAUGAUGGUCGACACCAACUUUCUAGCGUCGCAAUCAUCGAGGGCGAUGGAGAGGUCCCCGGCCGAGAGACCGGUUAGGGUGGAACGUAGCCUAUUUGGGGAAGAUGACGAUCUGGAGGAGUCCUAUGGCGAGGAGGGUCCGAGAGUUCCUGUGCCCUCGACCCUUACUGAAGUGGAGUUAGCUCGGAUUAGACUGGGGUAUCAUAUCCCUGAGUUUGUAAUCCUCUGAGUCCCCUUACUUGAUGAGCUUCCUGAUCGUCCUCUAGAGGGAGCAAUUGCCAUUUUUCAGGUCGCCCUUCAAUGCGGCCUUAGGUUCCCUUUGUAAGGUCUAGUAAGGUGGGUACUGGCUCGCCUUAAUUUGGCUCCAGGGCAGAUGAUUCCUAAUGGAUGGAGGGCUUUAAUCGGCUGCAUUGUCUUAUAGUCCGAGCUAGAGCAGCCUGAGCUCUCCGUCGAGGAGUUCCUCUAUCUGUACCAAUUGAAGCCGAACAAGUUUCAACUUGACUGGUAUUACCUCUUUGCUUGGCGGGGGACUGGGGGGAGUCUCAUUACCGACCUUCCAUCGUCUAAUAAGAAUUGGAGGGACAAGUGAUUUUGGGCCUCUGGAUGUUGGGAAGUGGCCGACCUACCCUUGGAUCAGCACUUAGUCCCCACAGCAUAUACCAACCUAGGUUAGUAUUCAUCAAACUUAGUUAUUCUUUAGCUCUUCCUUAGUUGGUCGGUUUUUGAGUUUUCUUAAGUUGUUCGCACAUGUCUUCUGUUACAGUUGCUCCCAAGCACCGUCCCCCUACUGGAUAGUGGAUCUCUCGCUCAGAUCAGAAGAGAAAGAGCAUUAGGGGAGGAGGAGAGAUCAUGGACAAUACUUCUCUAGCCCGAACUGCUUCUUAAGUCGAGUUUAGACUUCCCUCUCACCGAGAUGCCUGAAGCUCAUCCUUUACUAAGGCCCGCUUCCAAACUCCAGGCACCUUCCCUAGAAGAACUAGCAGUGCCAAAAAGGAACAGGCAAAAGACCUCCUCCAAAAGCAAGGGGAAGGUCGGCCCUUCUUUCCCCGUUGUGGUGGAGGUUGAUGAAGAGGAAGCGGCCGCGGAGCCCGUCCUUGAUGCUGCUGUUACGGCAAUCGGGACGGCCGUUCGGGAAGAGGCUUCCCCUACUGAGACACAGGGAGUUGUUGAGCCUUCUGUGGAGGCUCGUUCCACAAAGACUGAAGAGAUCAGCUGUCCUUCAGCUGAUCCUUCAGGAGUUCAGGAGGAAGAAGGUCACAGCCUUCGCAGAGCUGUUGAAGAGGUCCUCCCUUGGGCAGAUUAGUGCGUGCCCAAGGAGGAAUUCCUUAGCUUGUUAGACUCUCCCGCAAACUCAAUUCUCGUGUUUGCAGCAAUG
This is a messenger RNA of Magnolia sinica, 1707 nucleotides long. RefSeq lists its product as uncharacterized. Lineage: Eukaryota; Viridiplantae; Streptophyta; Magnoliopsida; Magnoliales; Magnoliaceae. Bases 1246 to 1635 code for a protein of 129 amino acids. The transcript has 2 exons. The record is from RefSeq and is a predicted model, not a curated record.